AUGCCGUGGUGUAUAUUUGUGCAUUAGAUCACUCUCGCACGGUAGUGAGGUGAUGGUGAGGACACUGAGGGAGUGACGUCUACUGUGUAGUGUGUAGUGAUUUCAAAGAUGCUGAUUUGGCUUUCUUUAAUUAUUCUCUUGAUAGACUAAUAAUAACAUACACAGGAGUAUGUCUUAUAAUCUGUGUGACCUUUGAAGUGCUCAUGAUGAGGAAACAGAUGCUGGUGUACCAGUUGCAGCAGGAGGCACCCAAACCCGCUGCCGUCCUGUGCACCGACCGGCCACCAGACAGCCCGCCCCACUAUGGCCUAGAGUACCACGGGGACAUCAGCUCCAACCAGUGCCAGUCCCUGCUGACUCAAGACGGGGCCUACCUGGUGCGGCAGAGGAACAAGGCACGGGGCUUCUACACCCUCAGCCUGCGGUCCAGCAGGCAGGUGAAACACUACCGCCUCUUCUAUGACGCACAGAAGCACUACGUUGGGGAGAAGAGGUUUGACACACUGCACGACCUGGUGGCUGACGGACUGGUGUGUCUCUUCAUUGAGCAGCGGGCUGGGGAGCAGCUCAAGGCCAUGCAAGCUGCCUCCUACGCCGACUCUCCCUAUUACACCCUCACUCGUGCCAGUAGGGUUCCCAAGCCACCUGCAGCUGGCAAGGAGAACGACUUGCCUGCCAUUGACCGAGUGCAUGGAUCAACAUUUUACAUUGGGUCCACCCAGGAGAGGCAAGCUGACGACUCCCCGGAUUCUGCCAAGGAGGUCAACACACAGAGGCCUCACAGGUUCAAUGUCAACACCUUCAGUGGCCUUAUCUGGUGUGGCUUCUGUGGUCACUUCCUGUGGGGUUUUGUGUCUCAGGGAGUGAAGUGUCAGGACUGCGGCUUCAAGGCCCACAAGCAGUGCAGCUGUAAGGUUCCCAAUGACUGCUCUCCAGACCUCAAGCACUUGCAGAGCAUAUUUGGGGUUGACCUGACUACUAGCCUGGGAGGGAAGGGAGGGCCAGGAUAUUCAGAGGUGCCAGCUGUGUUGACAGAAUGCAUCUCAGAGAUAGAGGCACGAGGUCUUACGUCUGAAGGCAUCUACAGAGUGCCAGGAUCCCAGGACCAGGUGGAGGCGCUCAAGCUUGCCUUUGAGAGAGAUGGCGAUAAUGUGAACCUUAAUGAGAAAGCGGUGGGGGACAUCAAUGUGGUGGCUGGUGUGCUGAAGCUGUACCUCCGUCUGCUGCCCAUUCCUCUGAUCACUGCACAAUGCUUCACGCAGCUCCAGAUAGCUUGUAAACUGAGUGACCCUGAUGCCCGAGUGUCCUCCAUAAAGGAUUCACUGCUCAGUCUGCCCACUGCCCACUACUCCACACUCAGGGCCAUCAUUCUUCACCUGGGCAGAGUAUACAAGCACAGUGCGGUCAACAAGAUGACAGCCACCAGUCUCAGCACCGUCCUGGCCCCAACGUUGAUCCAGACCGCCCCCAUCACAGAGACGCUACAGCCGGCUGACCUCCUUGCACUGGCCAACUCAUCGCAGGAGCCGAGAGUGGUGGAGCUGCUCAUUUUGUACCAUCAGGAUGUGUUUGAGGACACCACCACAGCCUGAGGCACACUGGGAACCUCUUAAAGCUGACAGAUGCUACUUCGCUCACUGCCUUACCUCAUUCUUCCUGACUCUAAGUUCUAUCCUCUCCUGUUCAUUGUCCUAAUGUUCUUGUUCCCUUGUGUGAUUUCCAGUCUUUCCUGACUUUUUCUUCUUAUAUACUUAAAUCUAGUACUUGGCUGCCUUAUCUCUCCAGUCUUCCUCGUGAUUCUUCCCUCACAAUUAUUUUUCUUGUGUUCUUUUGUAUUCAUACUCAUUCUUUUCUUCUUUUCAUUUUGUCCUUAUAUCUAUUAUCACACUGCUACAUUCGCUUCCUUUUGUUUGUGUACUUAACAGCUCCCCCGUUGCUUACUCUUUAAAGCAGAAGAGAAAGGGAGCAACAUAUAUUCCGUUAUUUAUUGUAAUGUUAUUUGUCACUGUUGUGUUUCCAUAAUAUUGCAUGGAAGUUGUAGAUGUGUAUGUUUUUUAUGUAGAUGUUUAUAUCUGUACACCAGAUUGAGAGUCCUCUUAAAGGGAGGAAACCCAAACAAGACAUCAGGUAAGAGGACAAUCUUUUUAUUGGUUUAUUACAAAUUUUAUUCCGUUAUAGAGUUGUGAAGAAAGUAAGUCCGUAGAAAAGCUUUUUAAGUGCCAACAACAUUCAUCAAUGAUGUUUUGAUGCUUCUGCUAAAUGUAAAUAUGUGAAUGUCCAAUGACAUGCCAGCAUUGUUUUAAACAGUUGCACAAGUGGCAUGAAUUGUGUUGUUUGUGGCCCUUUGACUGUUGCCUGUAUGUUACUUUUAAUGUUUUGUGUUUAGACUCCCUGAACCGUCUUCCUUCUGUUUUUGUUGUAAUGUGAUGGCAGUUCUUGGUUCUUUAUCUUUACUACAACAGGAAAUUAUCAUUUGGCAUCACAUCACUGUUAUGAGAGGAAUUUAUAAGAUAUGCAAAAGGUUUUAUUUUGCAAGAAUUCUGUGAUUUCAUGAACAAAGCUUUAACUUGCAAUAUAUUGAUAUACAGAGGAACCAAAGUACUAAUGAUUAAUGUUCCUAUAAGCUCUAGAAUUAUAUAUAACAAUUGCCUUACUCCUUAAGCUUUUAAGACUGAGUGGCUAAAGUUACAACGAAGACUUAUUUUCUUGUAGCCAUAGAAGUUAAUUUGUAACCGAUAUCCAUUUUAUCAAUGUUUACAUUUGUACAGCAGAAUGAGAUGGUUCUAGUCCUUAGCCAAGACUCAUGAACACUACUGUGGUGUGAAGAUCCACAGCAGGAAGGUUGGGUCUGCCCUCAUCUGAUGUUUACCUGAUUGUUUUGUGUCAAAUGUCCUUGAGUACACGGCACCUGUCAUGGCUGCUUUCCUGGCUCUCUCCACCAGGCUCUUACUCUGCUCAUGGAUCGUGUGCAGCUCAGCUUUAAUCUUUGAGAAUAGUGUGGGGUUUUUUUAGCAUCCAUCCAUGAAUUUGACAGCUUUGGACUCUUGGUGCUCUGAUAAAUGGUAUGUGUAUGUUUAAGUAUCAGUGAAUAAGUGAGAGGAACAUAAUUCAUACAUUCCUCCUUUUUAUUAUGCACCAAUUUGGCUCAAUGAGAGAAUGGCUGACCUGUAAAUCUGUAGGAACUGGCACCUUCAGUGGAUUUGUUUUCAUGUUUUAUUGUUCCCUUGGCCAAGACCCAUUUUACAUGAUGCAAAAUCUAUGCCUGAUGUCUGGCAUUUCUAAGAACUUCUAGUGGUAGAUGGCUGCUACAGAUGACCUCUUUUUUCCUUUCUGCCCUUUUCUUCUUUCCAUUGUUUUAAUCCUCCUGUUCUCUGGUCAUGCAUUCAAGAGUCAUUGCUUACAUGUUUCUUAGGGGCCUGACGUGUACUCAAGCACAUCUAGCAGUUCACGCAGCAGACACGCCCCCCAAUACCUUCCGUCCCUGAGGUGUUCUUUGCCCCACUCUGCUGUGAUGGCUUCAAAAUGUGUGACAAGUUAUAUACUUUUAUUAGUUAGAACUUAUAUUGAGGGAAGAACCACAAAAAGUGUGAAUAGAAUCAUUGUGUGUGUGUUGUUGAAAUUUUGGACUUUUAUGCAGCUUCAUUACUGAAGUGAAAUUAUUCAUAUACAGUAGAGACUCAAUACUAAAACUGAAUUAGUUCCAAAUGGCCAUUCGAGUAUUAAAAAGUUUGGCUUUUGAUACCUAUAAAUCAGGUAAUUCGUUCCAGCCAUUGCUAAACCCAAGUUUAAAAAAAAAACCCAGCGGUUUAAUUUUGCAGUCGCCGCUAGCACUGAUGCAUAGAAGCAGGGUUAGCCUGUCUUUCAUGGGCUUGUGUCCUGGCAAACACCUCUCUUCCUUUGUUAUAUAGAUCAUGUUUGGUAGUUCUUUUUUUCCAAAACAGGCUAGUUUCAUCACAAUUAAAGAUCUGUUGUGGGCUUAAGCACUCCUUAUCCACAAAUUUCUUAAAUUUAACGGCAACUCUGUCAACACUUGCGGCCUUGCCGUACCUCACAACAAAAUGAAUUCCAGUUCUUUUCUUGAAAUUCCCAAACCACCCUUUACUUGCAGCAGCCUAGCCUUCGCACAAAUUAUGCCCUCUGAGAAAGAAUCAUCAGCCAUCUGCCUUUGGUUUAUCCAAUCAACAAUUUUUCCAUUUCUUCCACCGCCGCAGGUCGCUUGAAUUGCUUUUUCACACCAAUCACCACAUCAGCUCUUUUAAUGAGCUCUGUCUUCUUUAGAUUGUGACUACUGUAGAUUUAGCCAUACAGGACUCAGCUGCAAGAUUGGUUAUUCUUCCUCCUUUCUCGUAUUUAUCAAUAAUCUCCUUUUUCCUCUCAAUGGUUGUUCUACAUUCUUGUAGGCUUAUUCUCACCUCUAACAAGCCUUUUCGGUGCCAUUUUAGUUUCUAAAUGCAAGAGAAGAGAGAAGGUGCAGGACAAUGUUGUUCUUAGGACAUCGAAGGAUCAACUGGCUGCGGAGGCCUGGUGGGGCGCAUGGGGUGGCAGGAAGGGAGAGACCCAUUGUUUACAGCCAUAUGGACGGACGUUCGACUAAUAGAUGUUUUUUUUAGUAUUAAGUCGAACUUUUGCAUUUGACUAUUGAAAAGUUUGACUAUUUAGACGUUCAAGUAUUGAGUCUCCACUGUAUAUAUAUAUAUAUAUAUAUAUAUA
Portunus trituberculatus (swimming crab) is the source of this 4710-nucleotide messenger RNA. Its product is annotated as N-chimaerin-like. The transcript is spliced from 9 exons. Gene Ontology annotation, biological process: regulation of GTPase activity; signal transduction. Lineage: Eukaryota; Metazoa; Arthropoda; Malacostraca; Decapoda; Portunidae. The record is from RefSeq and is a predicted model, not a curated record. Bases 204 to 1592 code for a protein of 462 amino acids. Gene Ontology annotation, molecular function: GTPase activator activity.